UGCACCAGCAGUAGCAGCACCAACGGCUCUACAUGUGUGUGCUUGCGCGUGAAUAUGUGUGUGUGAGAAACGAAAAUAAAACGGGAUCUAUUGGCCGCUGCCAAACGUUGCCACCCCGCUAGGCUAAAGUUCUUCCAGGCAAUGAUGUAAAUGGGGAGUGCGACAGCGACGUUACAACAAUUGCAACGUACCCCACGGCACCAACAACAACAACAAUAACUAAAUCUUCCACCACCACUACCACCAGCAGCAGCAACGCCACCACCAACAAUAGCAACUGUUACAAAUAUAGCAGCAGCAACAACAAUAACAACAACAACAAAAGAAAACCCCGCCAACCCCCUCGUUCGUGUAGUAGCCUUGUAAAGAAGUAUUUUUACGAUUUUGCUUUACUCGCCCUUCAAUCGUCGUCGUCAGGCAAGGCAACGGACAAACGAGCAACCAAGCGAGAAACGCACAAACACACACACGCAAAGGCAAGGCUGCUGCCACGCCUCCUUCCUCUGCCUCAGCAACUGCCACCUUCAGACAGAGUUGCAAUGGACUCGGACAUUGAAAUGGAAAUGGAGUCGGACAACGAUGGGGAAUUUGACGACGAUUAUGAUUACUAUAAUACAGGCGAAGACUGCGAUGUCGAGAGACUUGACCCGAAGCGCGCCGAUCCCGAGUAUUUCGAAUACGAGUGCCUAACCGUCGAGGACAUUGAGAAGCUACUGAAUGAGCUGGUGGAGAAAUUGAACACAAUACUACAAAUAACGCCUUCAUUGGCCAAGGUGCUGCUGCUCGAGCACCAGUGGAACAAUGCGGCUGUGGUGGAGAAGUAUCGGCAGGAUGCGAAUGCACUGCUCGUGUCGGCGAGAAUCAAGCCACCCACCACAGCCGUGGAGACGGCCUCGACGAGUGCUGCUGCGGCUGCCCAACUGCGCUUGAGCAGCAGCAGCGGCUACAGGACAUCAUCAUCAGCAUCGACAUCAUCGCUAACAACAGCUGCCAGCGGCAAUCCUCAGCAACAGCAACAGUCACAGCCACAGCGACGAAUGUGUCCGGUGUGUGCGAGCACGCAGCCGAAUGACAAGUUCUAUAGCUUGGCGUGUGGACACUCGUUUUGCAAGGAUUGCUGGACCAUUUACUUUGAGACACAAAUCUUUCAGGGCAUCUCCAUUCAGAUUGGCUGCAUGGCCCAGCAGUGUAAUGUCCGGGUGCCCGAAGAUUUGGUACUGACUCUGGUCACACGGCCAGUAAUGCGGGACAAGUACCAGCAGUUUGCUUUCAAGGACUACGUAAAAUCGCAUCCGCAGCUGCGUUUCUGUCCCGGCCCCAAUUGCCAAAUCAUUGUGCAAUCGUCGGAGAUCUGUGCGAAGCGUGCCAUCUGCAAGGUGUGCCAUACGGGCUUCUGCUUCAAGUGCGGCAUGGACUACCAUGCGCCCACAGACUGUCAGAUCAUCAGGAAGUGGCUGACAAAGUGCGCCGAUGAUAGCGAAACAGCCAACUACAUUAGCGCCCAUACCAAAGACUGUCCCAAGUGUCACAUCUGCAUCGAGAAGAACGGCGGCUGCAAUCACAUGCAGUGCUUCAACUGCAAGCACGACUUCUGCUGGAUGUGCCUGGGGGAUUGGAAGACGCACGGCUCAGAGUAUUACGAAUGCUCGCGCUACAAGGAUAAUCCCAAUAUAGCCAACGAAUCGGUUCAUGUGCAGGCGCGCGAGGCACUCAAAAAGUAUUUGCAUUACUACGAGCGCUGGGAGAACCAUUCCAAGUCUCUCAAGCUCGAGCAACAGACAAUCGAUCGACUGCGUCAGCGUAUCAAUACGAAGGUGAUGAAUGGCAGCGGCACCUGGAUCGAUUGGCAAUACCUAUUCAAUGCAGCCGCGCUGCUAGCCAAAUGUCGAUAUACCCUGCAAUAUACGUAUCCAUAUGCCUACUAUAUGGAACCGGGAUCCCGCAAAAAUCUGUUCGAAUACCAGCAGGCGCAGCUGGAGGCUGAAAUUGAGAAUCUGUCAUGGAAAAUCGAGCGAGCAGAGACAACGGAUCGUGCUGUGCUCGAGAAUCAAAUGGAUAUAGCAGAAAAGCGUCGCACCACACUACUCAAAGACUUUUUUCCCGUGAUUGUAAAAACAUAGGCUUUCACUCAUUCACAAUGUCCCAUCCUCAUUCCCAUCCGAAUCCCUUUCCCUCCGCAUUAGCACAAGAAAGAGAAGAUUUUCAUUUUAAAAAUUUAGUGACUCGCCACUCGACAGUAUAAGUAGACGCUUAUAUUAUAACUAUAUUAUAUAUGUGCAUAUACAUAUAAUGUAGUCUAACAAUUUGUAGCUAAUUUUUAAAUAAAUAUUUCAAGUGCAUAUGUAGCUAUAAUCUAAAGUAUGUUUAAUAUAUAUAUAUAUAUACACAUGUAUAUAUAUAGUUGUGAACUUCGAUGUCACUCAAAACUCGAUUCAACUGCAAUACAACGCCUUGCGCAAACAACAAAUUAGCGAGUGCUAUCCAUAGUUUUCCAAAAACAAAUUGUAAUCUUUAAUAACGCCAGCAAAACUCCAACAACAACAAUUAACAAUGAACAUUUUGUGAGAGAAUUGCAGGAAUUAAAAUCAUGAAUUAGCUCUAAGUCGUAUUUACGUAUUGUAG
Molecule: messenger RNA, 2622 nt
Organism: Drosophila navojoa
Lineage: Eukaryota; Metazoa; Arthropoda; Insecta; Diptera; Drosophilidae
Gene: ari-2
Product: E3 ubiquitin-protein ligase ari-2
Biological process (GO): protein ubiquitination
Molecular function (GO): zinc ion binding; ubiquitin-protein transferase activity
Source: RefSeq, a predicted model, not a curated record